CGCACAAUUCUUCUAUACAUAUUUCCACAAAUAUCAUGCUGCACAAGACAAAUCAGAUCAAAAAGGAAAAUAAGAAAGAAAACAAAAUGAAGCAUACUUUUAAAAAAAGUUUAUCUUUCUUGCCUUUUUUUUUUUUGCAAUGUAACUAAUAUGGAAAUGUUUUGCAUGACUUCACAUGUAUAACUCAUAGGUUGCUUGUCUUUUCAAGGAGGGAGAGAAUUUGGAACUCAAAAUUUUAAAAAAUGUUAAAAGUAAUAAUUAAAAAAUAAAACGUUGUUUGAGCUCUGCAGGAAUGCAUCAGAAGACUCAGGAAUGAAAUCAUCACCUGGUGACUAGACUAACCACGACAUUCAUGAUAAAUUAAUAAUCAUAUUAAAUCAUUUGCAUAGUGUUCAAGGUUGGCAAAGUGCUCUGCUUGCAUUAUUGCAGUUAAGCGCCACAACACCCCCGAGAGUGGCUGCCCAACCCCUAAGAACAGCUGUGAUGGACAGCGUCCUUGGGCGUGCAAAGGGCUUGACUGACCUGGGUGUGAUUUUAUUUGAGUUUCAGAACUACCUUGGGAGGUAGGCGGUAUUUCUUUCGCCAUUUUACAGAUGUGGAAACUGAGACCCGAAGAGCGUCAGCGUCUUGCACAGAAUCCCAGCGGUCAAGUGGCAAUAAUGGAAUUCGAACUCGCGGCUUCUCAGGGACAUAGGACAAAUUAGCUCUUACAUGAAUGAACCUCCAGAGGCAACCGGAGGGAGAAAAGCGUGAAAAUACCCGCUCCUUACGUACGCCCCGCCCCCGGGUGAUAUUUACAAAAACGACGAGAGCUUGCUCCUCCUUCCUCUCGCCCCUUCUCUGUCUCCUCCAAUCAGAUUAUAGAUCCACUUCCGAGCCCUGGAACGGUUGCCAUAACAACAGACUCUAGGUUCUGUGCCCCUGCUGUACUCCAGCUGACGGCUUCUCCUUCGAGAUUCAAAUGGCUGAGUUCAAGACAGCUGACCGAUCUCGGGAGGAACCGUUGAUCCCCCUGCCCUCGGUGGAGCGAUGGAAGAAGUUUCACUGCCAGCCCUUAGAGGAUCAGUUGGAAUUCUGCGAUUUCCGCCCUCGGGUGGACUUGUCAGAUAAUUUGAGAGUAGGCUAUUUUUCAACAGAUCGUGCUACUCAAACAGACAUCUCUGAAGUUUUGGAAUUAAGACAGCUAAGUUAUACAACACAAAAACUAGCCAAGCUUACUGAUGUUCUUCAGCAAGAUUUUAAAUACCUCAAAUUAUACCUUGAGAUGCAGUUUCAGGACCAGUUGAAAGAAGAAUCCAUGAAACUUUACCAAAAACUACAAAUGAUUAUUCAAGAAGUAGUAAAUCUUCAUGAAAAGAAUGAAGACACAAUGAGAAAAAGCUUCUAUAAGCAGUUAUGUGAUGCCAUUGCUUCUAUCAGAGGAACCUAUUCGCAAUUCUUUUCAGUAGAUGAAGAUCUUUCACAUAUGCCCACAGUGAGUAUGAAAGUUUUCAAACAAAGGAUUUUGGAGAAAAAUGAUUUAAUAAAAGAAUUACAAGACAAAUUAGCGACCUGCAAAGAUAAUGAGUGGCGCAAAUGGGAAUCUAUAUUGGACGAAAGCACUGAGAGAAUGGCAUAUCUAGCAAAGGAGGUAGGCGACCUCAGAAAAGAAAAUGAGAGACUGACAAAGCUCAUUUCGGGACUUGAAGAGGACGCUCAAGUCUGUGAAAAGGCAAAUACACUCUUAGAAGGUGAAGUUAAGACUUUGAAACAAAAAAUGGAUAGGGAUCAGAAAAUUAUUCAAAAGUUAACCUUAAUGAAACAACAUUUAAGUGAAAUUCUUGAAGAAGAGAAAAAGGCAAUUCUAGACAUGUAUGACAUACAAAAGGAAGAUUUAGAAGAAACAAGACUGUUCUUAGAAGCUGAAAGCUCUGAAAGUAUCAAGGAGGAGCUGCUAAGGGAAGAAGCGGAAGAAACAAAGUCCUUGGAAGAUCAAGAAUCUUUUAUCAUCAAGGAAGAAGAUGUGUCCCCUGAAGAAUCUAUAAAGUCCAUCUCCGAUGAAAAGCCACUUACACGCAGCCCCACCAUGUCCCCUGAAGAAUCUAUAAAGUCCAUCUCCGAUGAAAAGCCACUUAUACGCAGCCCCACCAUGUCCCCUGAAGAAACUAUAAAGUCCAUCUACGAUGAAAAGCCACUUAUACGCAGGAGGACCACCUUGCCAAAAACUUUGAUGAGAAAACUAACUGCUAUACCACUAAGUUUAAUGAGAGAAAAAGUACCAUUAAGCAAACUUGAACAAGAAAAACUAGAGAUGGAAGAUGUACUAUGGAGAGAAACAGAAGACAGUAAACAGCCAUUGGCAUAUCAAAUCUCAAAACUGAAGAGAAUUUUGGAAAUGCAGAAAAAAUACUUAAGAUGCAUUCAACUGGAAUCUGAUCAAGAAAUCAAAAUGUGGGAAAGGAAAUACUUAAUUCUAAGGAACAGUUACCAUGCCCUCAAGAAUGAGAUGUUUACUAGACAGUCAGUGGUUCGCCAAUUUGUAACGCUUUCCGAGACAUCCUUCAAUUAUAAUAAAGCAAAGCCCUUAUAUAUACAGCCAAUACAGGGCCAAGCAGUGAAAGAAAAGUCAUAUCAACCUACAGUUUUGUCUCGUCUAGAUGGUAGUAGUCAUUCUCAAAGCAGUGAAGACUUUUACCUUUCAAUGCCCACUACAUCAAGAGAGGUGAUUUCAGAAGGAGAGGAAGACCAUGAGAUGGAAUUCAGAUAAUAACCAAAACUGCAAUGACAACUUAAAAGACAAAAAGCAGAAUACCAGGAGAAGAUAAAUUCAUCGAGAAGGCCUUGACUUUGCCUUGUUCCAGAUAACCAAUUUUUUCUGUUUGCAAAUAAACUGUUUAACCUUUGCCCCUUCCCCCCUCCCAGAUUAUGCCUGGGAUUAAGUUCCUGUAGUUAAGAGGAAGCUCUUCGGCUCUCCUCAUCAACCCUCAAUAAAUUAUUUCCUCAAA
Molecule: messenger RNA, 2984 nt
Organism: Antechinus flavipes (yellow-footed antechinus)
Lineage: Eukaryota; Metazoa; Chordata; Mammalia; Dasyuromorphia; Dasyuridae
Gene: C5H10orf67
Product: chromosome 5 C10orf67 homolog
Exons: 20
Coding region: 962-2746 (594 amino acids)
Source: RefSeq, a predicted model, not a curated record